Messenger RNA from Prorocentrum cordatum, 611 nucleotides. NCBI's taxonomy places the organism in Eukaryota, Dinophyceae, Prorocentrales, Prorocentraceae. The record is from the annotation of a GenBank genome assembly.
GGGAGAUGACGACGGAACAGACGCGAGCUGGCUGGGCUGAGGCAGAGAAGGAAGCCGCGUCCAGGUCGUCGAAUAAGUUGGUUGACGUCGCGUUCCAGUGCGCCGAUUGCCACCAGCGAAAGAGACCGGGCAAUUUUCUAGGAAGUGGCUCGAGAACGGGCGAUCCUUCGGAGCACGCCGUGGCGGUGCUGAGCCAGGGCGCGUGGGGGAGGUGCGCCCUCUACGGUCAGAAGGGGGCCUCUGCUUCGGGCGCGCCAGCCGCGGCUGCAACGCCAUUCGCCGCGACGGGCAGAGACGUGCUCGUCUGCAAUCGCUGCAAGGGGCCCGAGAUAUUGACGAAUUUCCGACGCAGCGAGGUGGAUGACUUGAAAAGCAGAGGGGCGGUGGGCCUCGCCGUUUGCGUGGCGCGCGCCCCCGAGAGGGCCUCCGGAGCGCUUGACGUGCAGCGCCAGUUUCUGGUGCGGGCCUUGCAAUUUCCCGCCGCGCGCGACAUCUGGCUCGGCUCCGCGGUCGAAGACGGCCAAGUACAGAGUCUGGAACAUGAAAGAGUGGACCUGCGCUCAGUGCCGGGAUCGAAAUUUAACAUGCGCGCGGUGCUCGGCAUUGUUUAG